CUUUUUUUGGGGGGCCGAAUCACUGUAUCAACCCUUACAUUAAAUCUCCCAAUCGUACGACGAACGAAGCUGCGAUGGUGUGUGUGUGGGGGAGAGGGAGAGAGAGAUUCGUUGCAUAAUCCCCAAAUUUCCUCUUCGUCUCCCUCCUUUCCUCGAGGGUUCCUAUCCCAACAACGCCCCUAAUCCGAGAGAAGAUGGAGAGUAAUGCUGAUUCUGAAGUAACUAACUUGCAUGGUGACAUUACUGAAGCUUCUGAGACUACUGUUGAAAUAAAAGUCAAAACUUUGGAUUCUAAGAUAUACACUUUGCGCGUGAACAAAUGUCUACCUGUUCCACUUCUCAAGGAAAAAAUUGCUAACGUCACUGGGGUAGUAUCAGAACAACAACGCCUUAUCUGUCGUGGAAAGGUUUUGAAAGAUGACGAACUCCUUUCUGCGUACCAUGUGGAAGAUGGCCAUACAUUGCAUCUGGUUGUUAGACAACCACACCAAUCUUCAUCAUCACCUUCAACGGGAAACUUGGGACAUGAAGGUGCAUCAAGCAAUUCAGCUCAUCAGCAUGGCGGUUCAGUGACUCGUAGCAUCGUUUUUGAGGCCGUCAAUAUAGAUCAAGGCGAUCAUCAACCUCCACACCUUAGUCAGAUUAUCUCUAGUAUCUUAAAUUCUAUUGGGGCAGCAAACAAUGGUUCACACAAUUUGGGAACUUCUGUUGUGGGUACGCGAACAGCUAAUGAUACUGGGCACUCAGAUUCCAACCAACCACGUCCAAGUCCUGCUUCUCUGAGGGUUGAGCUUGACUCACAACAGACUCCUCUUCGAUUUCAGUCUGGAGCUCCACUAGGAUCUCAGCAGCCAUCAGUCAUUCCUGAUUCUUUGACAACUAUAUACCAGUAUCUAGACUUUAUGCGGGAGGAAUUUAGGAGAGCAGGGUUCAACAUCAGUGGAAGUGCUCAGGGUGUUGAUGGUGCAGGCGGUGCAGGCAUGCAUUCUAGACAGGGUGGUCUGCCAAGUUUGGAAUCUUUAGCUGAAGUUAUGCAGGCUACAAGACACCUUCUUACGGAACAAGCUGGAUUAUCUUUAAAUCAAAUUGCAAGACAGUUGGAGGAUCAUGUGAAUGUGUCCGAUCCCUCAGCUCGAACAAACCUUCAAGCUGAUGCCAUCAGAGCAGGAAUGUUACUACAGAAUUUGGGUUCAUUGCUUCUUGAGCUUGGUCGCACGACAAUGAUGUUGCGCACGGGUCAAUCACCAUCAGAGGCUGCAAUUAACGCCGGGGCAGCAGUUUUCAUCUCUGCAUCGGGGCCAAAUCCUUUGUUGGUUCAGCCUGUUCCCUUUUUCCCUGGAUCAAAUGUUGGGCACAUGGGAGCUGUAUAUCCCAGUGUGGGUUUACAAGGUUUACAAGGUGAACCACUUGGUUCUCUAUUUCGUCCUAGAAAUAUUGAUAUACGUAUUCGUGCAGUAGGUCGUGCUGUACCUGUUGCAAACCCUAACCCAGGCGAACAGACUAACACACAACAACCUCAGGAGCGAGCAAACACAGCAACAAAUCCAUCCAAUACAAAUGCUAGUCCUCAAAUAUUUUCAGGGGCAGCAAGCACUGCACCUUUAGCUGGAGAGCCAGGAGUAAGAGUAUUACCGUUAAGAACGGUGGUAGCUGUACCUUCUGGAGUAAAUCUGAUGCCAUCUGAUUCGUCUGGGAGUGCAGUCGGAUUAAUUUAUCCUUUACUUGCCAGAAUACAAUCCAUACAUAGUGGAAAUGCUAGUGACGCAAGAGGUUCUCGCUUACCAAAUGAACCAAUACAAACUGAACCUAAUAUCAAUGGACAACCUAAUGUCGUGCAUGCAGCACAAACUCAAAAUGCGGAGUCUAGUUUGGGGGGUGUUCAAACGAAUAGCAACAAUUUCCAUGAAAAUACUGAGCCUCAAGUUUCUGGGUUCAAUCUAGCAAAUGAGUCAGCUGCAUAUCAAGACCAACAGGAACAACCUCAUAGUAAUAGCGAGAAUAACUCUCAACCUCAUGUUGAGCCACAACAAAUUGACCAAGGACCUAUGUCUCAGCUUCUGAAUGGCGUCGAUCAGUUGCUUAGAACAGUAUUUUCUGGAGAAGCAGUUCAUUCUGCUAGUACUGCCAUUCCUCAGGACACAGUCACAGUUUCUGUUGCAGAUCAGAUGGGUACAAGAAGUAAUGAAGCAUCAGGAGUCGAUGAAGAAGGGAUACUCUUUUCCAAUUUGAUUCGUCACAUUAUGCCGUUCAUAUCUCAAGGCACCGAAGCUGAUCAAAAUGGCUCCUCAACAGCACAAGCUACAACGGAGAGGUUGAGUGAGUCAAGAGAGAGCAUAAAUGAAUCGAGCGGCUCUCAGCCUCGCCGAGACCCGCCUGAGGACCCUAAUCCGAAGCGCCCAAAGACCGAGUGAAUGAUUGACGGAUAAAGCUCUCGAGGUUGAUCAUUUUGAGGGUGUUGAUCGAGCUACUUCAUGAUAUCGGUGCGAGAGAUCGAAUCGAACAGCAUUGUUUGACCAAGAGAGGGUAGAGUAGUUAUUGUUCUUGGAUGAUAUGAGUUUUUGUUAGAAUGUAUUUGAUGCUUAGUGGGUGAACAGCUACUGGUAUUUGGUACAUAUUAUUUGGCGCAGGUGUCGGCCUUUUUCAUUUUGAUCUGUUUAAGUCCCUCUGUAAUCUCCAGGUGCAACAUAUGACCUUUCUUUCCUCUGUUAAAUAUUAUUAUACAUGGUCAUAUUACUAUCUGUAUUAUGUGAUGAUCUAUUCAUUUCUUUUCAGAGUAUUUAUAAUGUUUCACCAAA
Messenger RNA from Ananas comosus (pineapple), 2795 nucleotides. RefSeq names its product large proline-rich protein bag6-like. The record is from RefSeq and is a predicted model, not a curated record. Gene Ontology annotation, cellular component: BAT3 complex. The transcript is spliced from 16 exons. The coding region runs from base 195 to 2411 and encodes 738 amino acids. Lineage: Eukaryota; Viridiplantae; Streptophyta; Magnoliopsida; Poales; Bromeliaceae. Gene Ontology annotation, molecular function: polyubiquitin modification-dependent protein binding; misfolded protein binding.